AUGGUUGCAGCUGAGACAAAGAAAAAAAAAGAAGUUGUGGACGGAGUUGACGUAAACAUAAUUAAAUUAUUGUUCGAUAAAUUAAAUUGUGUAAGUUACGAAAUAGUUCAAAUUGAAACAGUAGUUGGUGUAGAAGACGAAAAUGGAUCAUGGAAUGGAGUUUAUGGAAGACUGCAACGAGAAGAAGCGGAUUUUAGUGUGACUUCAUUAUAUAUUACGCACGAGCGUUAUAAGGUUGUGGAUUUCUGUGUUACUGUUGCCACUGACGAAGCCAUUUUUAUUGUUUCUUCUCCGAAACAAGUUUCUAAAUUAGGAACUAUAUUUAGACCCUUUACAAUUACGGUUUGGAUAGCACUUUUUACUGCUAUAAUUAUAACAGGAAUAGCUCUGUAUUUAAUUCAUUCAAAAAAAUGGAUACGAAACCAGAAGGAUAAACAAUCAUGGCCUAUCAACGAAAUAUUUUGGUUUCUCUUCUCCACUUUGAUAUCUCAAGGUGGUAAAAUAGGUCACAUCAGAAACAGCACAACUAGAAUCACAAUUGGUGCCUGGUUAUUAAUAACAGUAGUCCUCAUAUCGGGUUAUUGUGGAGUUCUCUUCUCCAUUAUGACUUAUCCUGUAUACGAAUCGAUACCUACAACUAUUGAAGAACUUGCAGAUUCUGUGAUGAAAGGAGAAUAUUCUUGUGGAACAACAGAAGAUUCGGCCAUGGAAACUUAUAUCUUGGAAACGAAUGAGAAAAAUGUCAAAGUUCUUGGUGACCAUUUAAGAAAAUAUCCUGAAAAUUUAUUUUCUGAUUUGGACGAUGCUUUUCAACGUGUACUAGACACGAAAUAUGCUUUUUUCCAUUCUAAAAGUGUAGUAGAAUCAAUGGCUAGAAUUAAAGGAGAAGAAAAAUUUGCAUAUUCAAAAGACAUUUUAUUGAAUUACAUGGUGUCAUAUCCAAGAAAAAAGAUGUUUGAAUUUAAAAAUGAAGUAGACGAAAUGUAA
Messenger RNA from Centruroides sculpturatus (bark scorpion), 987 nucleotides. Its product is annotated as probable glutamate receptor. Gene Ontology annotation, cellular component: membrane. The transcript has 7 exons. The record is from RefSeq and is a predicted model, not a curated record. The coding region runs from base 1 to 987 and encodes 328 amino acids. Gene Ontology annotation, molecular function: glutamate-gated receptor activity. NCBI's taxonomy places the organism in Eukaryota, Metazoa, Arthropoda, Arachnida, Scorpiones, Buthidae.